AGGAACAAUCCCAUAAUGAUUGAGAAGAAAUUGGCAGCAACAACAAUUGUUUUUGGUGAUCUUUUACCAUCUGAAGUUAAAGGGAUGCACGUCUCAGCUCAGCAAGAGUUUCACUACGAAACCAAUUGGAGAAUGUUACCCACUCUUUCCUGGAUCCAACAAACCAGACAACGCAAUUGGGCUGGAAGGUUACAGAUCUACUUGUGGAAACCUGGAGCAUAUGACAGCAUACUUAUCAUCCUUGGAGAGUGCUCUGCUCGUGCUAGAACCAGCUUGGGUAAUAAAGAUUUGGAAGCUGAUCAAAAUGUCUUGCUUCUUGAUCAUGUCAAGGUGUGUAAGCCACUAGAUUUGCAAAAGCUUCAAUACCAUUUCAGAGAUUGUCAAAGCAAGAGUGGAGAUGGAGAUUUCAUUAGAGUAAAUGGUGAAGUGAUUUCUGGAGUAGGAGGAGAACUCAUGUUUUCUUCUCAAAUCAAGGAGAAACCACCAGAUGGACUCAGUCUACAUCAAUCUCCAAAUAAACCAACCCGAGGCUAUAGUAAUGAUCAGAGUAUCAAGAAUGGAUCCUUGGCUAAAUUGGAGAUGCAACAAUCAAAUCUUGGAAGCUGUCUAGCCGCCAGCUUUGACAUAGGAGCAGUCCGAGGAUCAUAUCUCAACAACCAAAAGGAAUUAAGCAACAAACUCGACUGCAAUAGAAACUUAACUCAUCUGGGUCUCACGUCGAAUUGGAAUCAUGUCCAAAGCUUCUCAGGUGAAAUAGUUAUGAGUUUUAGAAGUCGGGUGAUCCUGUGUUUGCGAACAUCUCAAUUCUAUCUAUGGCGACCAGAUAUGAUGCACUUGUUUUUGUCAAAAGAGCCAUGUGCAGAUUUUAAGAGAGCUUGGAAGCAUAUAAGAAGAAACUACAAAAAUGAGGAAGAUAAGAGAUUCAAACCACCUGAUCUAGACCAGGAUAACCACCAAGACGUCCCUGGCUUUAUCAUCAUCAAAGAAGCACCUCCAGAUGCAGCCUACAAUCCAAAACCGAGCAGAAACAAAUUUGGGAUAAGACUCUUACUUUAUGACAACUUCGCAU
Brassica oleracea var. oleracea is the source of this 1069-nucleotide messenger RNA. RefSeq lists its product as uncharacterized. Lineage: Eukaryota; Viridiplantae; Streptophyta; Magnoliopsida; Brassicales; Brassicaceae. The record is from RefSeq and is a predicted model, not a curated record. The transcript has 3 exons. The annotation marks the transcript as partial.